Molecule: messenger RNA, 1721 nt
Organism: Aspergillus novofumigatus IBT 16806
Lineage: Eukaryota; Fungi; Ascomycota; Eurotiomycetes; Eurotiales; Aspergillaceae
Product: benzoate 4-monooxygenase cytochrome P450
Exons: 2
Coding region: 121-1692 (523 amino acids)
Molecular function (GO): oxidoreductase activity, acting on paired donors, with incorporation or reduction of molecular oxygen; monooxygenase activity; iron ion binding
Source: RefSeq, a predicted model, not a curated record
AAGAUCAGAAAACUACCAAAUCAUCGCUAUCAGUUGGCGACAAUCUUCGGUCGCUACAGAGAGCCUCAUCCAUCCAAAUGAAAUUUAAGUAGCUCACUCAUUGUAUCCAAGCCCCCCAGCAUGCUGGCAAGUUGGAUCCAAGGCAAUAACCUGGUUCCCAUCCUGACAGGGACUGCGAUCACAAUAACUCUAUGCUGCAUUCUCACCUGGUUUUUAUGGGCCUCACCACUGCGCCAUGUUCCUGGGCCGUGGCUUAAUAAGUAUCUGGGUGUCAAGAUUGCACUUGCUGAAAUACGAGGGCAGCGCAGCCAGCAGAUCCUUGCGUGGCACCAACAAUACGGUUCAGUCGUCUGCAUUGCACCGACUCAGGUGUCUAUUGCUUCAUUGGCCGCUAUUCGCGAGAUCUAUAACUCGGCGGGGCGCGCUGACAAGAGUGCCUUUUUUAACCAGUUCGUCGCAUUCGACAGUCGGUCGGUCUUCACGACCCUCUCCUUUGCGGACCACAAACGCAAGAGAGCUGUCGUCUCCGCGUUCUACCAGGGCUCAAACAUCUACGGGCAACCUGCCAUGGAGGCAUUCAUCCACGACCAUGUGUUUGCUGUCUUAAGCCAGAUUGAUCGGAGAUGUUCAGGUGGAAAAGCCGUCGACUUCUACUCACUUGCCGACUGGUACGCAUUUGACAAUAUCACGGCACUUGUCUUCGGCCCCCUAUACGCAUCUAAAACUACAAAGCUGCCGUGCGAAGAGCAGGGGAUCCUGCGAGAUCUUAAGCGGUCGCAAGUGUGGUCCCCCAUUCGCCAGCGCUUUCCGUGGGUGAUCCCAAUUGCCAAGCUCGUUGCUCGUUUCUAUAACGGGGAUACAGGCCAAUUCGAGGCGGAAGGCCGCCUGGCCCAGUGGGUGCAUGACCGGACGCUGCGCACGCUACACGACCGCAAUGUAGUCGAGUUUGACUCCCUAGUCGCCUAUUUGGCGAGAAAGCUUUCGCUAAAUCUCGGACCAAGCGCUCUUGAGGAAGCCUACGACUGCCACGUCCACAGCCUGGUGCAGUAUAUUGCUGCGGAAGCGCUGGACAACAUCAAUGCAGCUGAGGCAUCGGUUGCGGCGACGAUCACAUAUGUAACUUGGUACGUGAGCAUCCACCCUGAAUGGCAGCAGAAGCUCCGAACAGAACUUCUGGCACUGCCAACGCAGUCGGACGGUCUGCCUAGCUUUCACGACAUCGACCAUGCUCCCAUCCUUGAUGCAUGCCUUAAGGAAGUGUAUCGACUGAAGCCGGCUAGUGGCGGGCGUGCCGAACGCGUCGUCCCCGCUGGUGGGCGCAUCGUGUCGAACAUAUAUCUCCCCGAAAGGGCGGUGGUUGCCGCCUCGAUUGGCGCAGUUCACAGCGAUCCUAGCAUUUUCCCCGACGCGGCCAAAUUCCGUCCCUCGCGCUGGCUGGAGGCGGACCAGGCCACGCUGGCCCAGCUCAAUGCUUCUGUCAUACCAUUUGGAUAUGGAGCGCGGGUAUGCCUCGGGAAGGCAAUGGCAAGCAUGGAGAUCAAACUCCUGCUGGCGGCGCUGUUCCUGCGCUACGAAGUUGUCCCUGCAGGCGCACACACGGGUGUAUGGAUGAAGCAGGCUGCUGCCCGGGAUGGGGUUAAGAGUGGCCUCAAGGGAGAGUUUUAUUGUCGACCUUUGCCUGUGCUGAAUUGACAGAGCUGAGGUUCAUUAUUGCAGAUGGU